Messenger RNA from Neocloeon triangulifer, 2809 nucleotides. RefSeq names its product hydroxysteroid dehydrogenase-like protein 1. The record is from RefSeq and is a predicted model, not a curated record. The transcript is spliced from 11 exons. Lineage: Eukaryota; Metazoa; Arthropoda; Insecta; Ephemeroptera; Baetidae. Gene Ontology annotation, molecular function: oxidoreductase activity. Bases 1559 to 2644 code for a protein of 361 amino acids.
CUUUCGCAUGGUCAUCAUAGUUAAUCAGGACGCUAAAAAAAAAAACUGCAAAACCAUUGCGUUUUGUCACACGCAUUAUAUCAUUUAAUGUGGAGUUUUUUACUUGAAUUAAACGCUUUAUCUUAUCGCUAUUGUAAAUUAGCUUUUUCGGCACUAAAAAAAAUAUAUUUGACGUCUCUUAAAUUUCGUGGUGCCUUGAAAAAAGAGGAGAAGCAGGAUUAUAGCAAAUUGUAGGUCACUGGGUGACCACUUGCAAGUGAGAAGAGGCGCUGCUCUCACUGCAUGCAGAGGUAAUUUGAAAGGUAGGGAUUCGCUCUUGUUGGACGGCGUGGUUUGUUUCAGUGGAUUUUGUGAGAUUGAGGAGGAUGGAGUCGCCGAUUUCCAUCCACUUUUGGAUACCACUCUUCAUAUUGGCAAUUUAUUUUUUAUUUAAAUUGUACAUCACGCUUGUGGUAUUCAAAGUCGUUUUCAAGUACCUCAUUUGCAAGUAUUGCAAAAAGGAGAGAGACCUCAGAAAAUGCUAUGGAGAGUGGGCCGUUGUGACAGGGGGAUCAUACGGUAUAGGAAAGUACUACGCUAUAGAGCUCGCAAAAAGAAAGAUGAACAUACUUUUGAUCUGCCGCAACGAAGAGAAAUUAAAAAUCGUCAGUCAAGAAAUAGGUGAAGCCCAUGGCGUUGAAACAAGAUAUUUUGCUGUGGAUUUAACCCAAGGUCAUGCGGCUAUAGACAGAGUAGAAACAGAAGUUCAAUGCCUGGAUGUUGGAAUUUUAGUUAACAAUUCUGGGUCACUGUGCGGUGUUCCUGGUAGCUUCUACAAGUUGACUCGCGAAAACAUUUGGAAUUCGCUGUCGUUAAACAUUUGCGCGCUGACGGAUCUAGUGCAUGUGAUAUUGCCAGGGAUGAGACAGAGAGGCCGAGGACUGAUAGUGAAUGUUUCGUCAGUGGCGGCAUUGAGCCCGAAUCCUCAUUCUCCUAUUUAUGCAGCCAGCAAAGCUUUUGUACAAAGUUUUUCCGAGGCGAUUCGCACAGAGUGUGAGGAGGUUGGAGUGGAGGUUCAAACUCUAUCUCCAGGAUUUAUGAGAAAUAGCUUUGGCAAGGGCAAAAGCUAUCGACUUCCCGCCUGCCUCAAUCCUACACCUCAGGCUUACGCCGCGAGUGCUGUCGCCACGAUUGGACACAUGAAAUGCACCUCUGGAAACGUGGCGCACGAAGUUCAGAGUGCGAUAUUUCAAUUCAUGCCCAUGAAUAUGCGGCAGAAAAUCAUGGCUUACUUCUUGGAGAAUUUACAAGACAAAUGUGGAAUAGAGGUAUAAUUAAUUAAGGAGUCUAUAAACAUCAUGAAGAAAAAAUACAAAAAAUCCUACAUCGUUGUGCUUUCCUAAAAAAGCUGGCAAACUGAAACAUUUUAUUCCUGUUUUAUUCCAAUAUUUCGCAUCAUUUGCCAUAAUCUCAUUUUCAAAUGUAAUAUUAAAUAAUAAAUUAUUAUUUCAACUGUUUAAAAGUACCUCUUGAAUCUUAUUUUCAUGAAUCAUUGCUCUGCACGCAUAGAAUAACUUGCAUGGUAAUAAUAGCAAUGCAGCAGAACGAUUACCAGCCACUACAUCCAAACAAUGGAAAAGUGGGGAGUUUAUACUUUCUCUCUGCAGAGCGGUGCAGGAUGAAAUUUCUCUUUCCUCUCGAAGACCGCGCGCCAGUUAAUCAGGCGAGAUCUGACACGAUGGAAGUGUUAUUUUGGAUAGCGUUUAUUUCAAUUGCACUUAUUGUGCUGGCUGUCGUCUCUUACUUUGGUUUGGUCAUCACUUAUAUUUUGUACCAUUAUUUCGUCUGCGCGCUUUUCAAACAAACCAAAGAUCUAAAAAAAUGCUAUGGCUCAUGGGCAGUGGUCACCGGCGGCUCUUACGGAAUCGGCAAAUAUUACGCAAUUGAGUUGGCCAAGAGAAAUAUGAACAUCAUGCUUGUCAGCCGCAGUGAAGAGAAAUUGAAAAGUGUUUCCAAAGAAAUUGCUGAAACUUACGGCGUUCAAUCUAAAUAUGUGGCUGUUGAUUUGGGUUCUGGUUUGGAAGCCACGCAGAAGGUCGCAAAGGCAAUAGAAGGAUUGGAUAUUGGAAUUUUGGUGAACAACGCAGGGACUUCGGGUGGACUGCCGAAUUAUUUUGCAAACUUGCCUCGCGAAAAUAUUUGGAAUCUGCUGAAUUUGAAUAUUUGUGCCCUAACGGAUUUGGUGCACAUUGUGCUACCACAGAUGAAGUCGCGUGGUCGGGGGCUGAUUGUGAACGUUUCCUCUGUAGCCGCCCUUGCACCGAAUCCCUUUUCAUCAAUUUACGCUGCCAGCAAAGCCUACGUGCACAGCUUUUCAGAGGCCAUUAAAGUCGAAUGCCAAGGAACUGGAGUGGAAGUGCAAACUUUGGCACCGGGCUAUGUAGACACCGAUUUCAUUCAGAGCAACGUUCACUUGUUGCCAGGACUGUUCAACCCUUCACCUGAGUCAUUUUCCAAAAGUGCCGUCGCCACUAUAGGCCAUAUGAAAUGGACCUCUGGCUAUUGGUCUCACGAAUUACAGAGCGCUUCUCUUCAGUUACUGCCAGAGUUUUUGAGGCAAAUUGUGAUGACUUUGUUUGUAGACACAAAAACUUACAAGAGCUAAAAAAACUACUGCUGCAAAAAUGCCAAUUAAUAUAAAUUAAUUUUUAGAGACUUGCACUUUCCUAUUAGAUAAAUUAGCAAAUUCUGUGUUAUUUUCUCAAAUUUAUAAUGGGAAAUGUUCUUAUGCUAAGUUAGUACCUGCAAUUCCCGUAAGCUAACUUAGCGU